UAAAUCAAGUGCUUGGUGUUUUAGUGCAGUGAAUCUCAAGGGAGCGAAAAAAAACGAAAAUACAAUGAUAGUGGUGUAGAGCAAAAAGGCAAGAGCUCCAAGAAUGGAUUGCUGAGUUGUGUUUACAAAUUUGAGGCCAGGUUUUUGCAGCUGCAGGGCAGAGAAGGUGGCCUACUAAGUUUGUUUUUCAUGCGAGCCCCCGAUCGGAACUGACGAUGGACUUCAAGGCGUCGACCACGGCCACCAUUGCGACCAUCGACAAGGGCAGCGAUCGGACGUUUGCGUCGGCCUUCUUUCACCCGCCAGCCUCGCCGACACACGUGGGCUGCUGUAUGCUGAACAGGGCCCCCGUUCGGCCCCCCUCCGAGAUCUACUUCGAGAGCCGGGGCAAAUGCUGCAAGAAGCUGCUCCGAUACAAUGGUUACCCCAAUAAGGUGCUGCUCUACCCGGAGGAAGGAUGGGCCCGCAGUGCCGCCUCGAGCUACUGGACGAUAGCGCCGUGCCGGUGGCGAAGGAAUCGCUGCAUCGUCGAGGAAGUCGCUGGCUCGAGAAAACAAACAACCCAAGGGCGGAUGAUUGUGGUCGGUGAUGGGGCGCUCCUCAUCGUCGGUACCUUCAAGCGCCGCUCGCCGGAUCCCGACUUCAAGCUGUAUCUCUCGUCCAACAUCAGCCUGGCCGACUACAACAUGGGCUACUGCCUGACCGGUACGCUCGAGCGUGGCUGCCAAAGGACGAACCAGUUCCAGACGACACACUUCGCCGUCAUACGGCGCUGCUGGCCUUCGCACGAUGGGCACGACGGUCACGGUGGAGCCGGCGGUGGCGGUGGUGGUGGUAGUGGCUUCGGUGCGGCACAUAAAAGCAACAGCAAAACCCAACACACCUACAUCGACUUUCUGUUCAACCGAUGACCGCUCAACCGGUUGAGCUGGAUGAGCUUCGCUUGAGGGCCCCAGUUUGCGGCCCGAUGGCUGCUACCUGCCUGCCUGCCUGCCUUUUGCCAGUUGCUGUUGCAGUUUUGCGUUUUUCCUUCCUCUCGAAAACAUUUCCUCAACCGAACCACAAAAACACAAUCAACUCAUAUUUAAUGCAUGCAAGCGAACGAAGCUAAAUACCUACAGUGGUGACGAAUGUCGUAAUGUGAGUGUGAUAGGCAGUCUCGAUAAUCGCUGACUAGUAGGUUAGAGAUCGACAUCGAUUUGAUGAGAUGCUAUAUUUAACGCUUGUGCGCGAUAGUUUUUUGUAACUAGAACACACACACACACACACAUGCAUACGGCAUCUUAGGGAUGCCUAGUCUGCCUCUGCCUCAGCACGAGAAGCGCGAGUUAUGAUUAAAACUAUGAUGCAUCAAUUAGCGCCUAAGCUUGACCCUUUAUACAGUAGAGAAGAUCACGGGUGCAAAUGGUUAAAAAAAAAAACACCAAACCAGUCAAGCCACAGAUGGUAACGCUCUAUAGAAAGCAGAAUAUACGAAUCCCGCGAAAUGGAAAACUAGAACAAAAUACAAAACGAAUCAAUUAACCAAACACAACCAGCAACCGCUCUUGCUUUAUAAAAAAAGAAACUAGAAAGGGAAAUAGAAACAAACGCUAUGCCAUCAACCGGCUGGUCGCUGAAGCGAGAAACAAAUAUAUAGAAUAAAAGUUCGCAAACAGGAGAACAGAAAUAGGCAACAAGGCAUAAAGACAAACACUGUACUCUCGUAGCUAGGAGCGAAAACAGGGCGGCGAGACUAUGCGCGCGAUACCGAUGUGCAUGCUUUUGCCUGAAAUCCACAAUCUAAAAAUAACCCCACAAUUGAAAAUCAAAUAUGUAAAUCAAAAUGGCAACCAAAACCAAAUAUUGUGACAACCAUAGCAAACGCGGCGAGAAAGGUAGAGAAGAGAGAGUGAGGCAAAGGCAGAAUAGAAGGAGAAUCUGCGUAGUGGAGCAGUAAAUGAAUGAAGGAAACAAAAACACGCGAAUAUAUGUGAAAGACAAAAAUCGAUCCGGACUCGAUGAAUCGAGUAAAAGGUAGGUGCGAAGCAACAAAGGCUGGUGGUGAACGGUGUGAACCGCGUUUUGCAACAUAAAACCAUCAUUUUUGGCGAUUGUUCGACUGUGGAUGAAAAUGGAGCAGCCAUAAAAGCAAAACAUAACGGAGCAGUCCAGGCUGAAGGGGAUUGACGGUUGAAAUGUGAAAACCAAAGCCUACUCGGGAUGAUGCUGACGAUGGCGGGAAUGUCAUACGGAUCCCGGUGCGUACGGAAUGGAGCGGAGUGAAGCAACGAAUAAAGGGACAGUCGAUAGCAGAAGUGGAAUGCUUAUAGACAGGGAGGAAGGCAGGGAUGGGCUAAUGGCAAGUUGAAACUAGAAGAGACGUAUUUUUGUACCGCAACUACAUUUUGUACAUAUACAUAUAAUCAUCGCUUGAUAGGCAAUCGAACGUGAAAUGUGUGUAAAAGAGAAGAAGAAUGUAGUGGAAAGGCCAUGCGGUGACGCCAUCGCAAUCGCGGGCAUCACUAUAGUCCCAUCGCUGUACAGUUGCGUUUCUCUUCUCCGCCAAGAUUGCUUUCGGAUAAAGGAUGAAUCGGACGAAUUGGAAAGAAAAUAAAACCCUAAAAAGACGAUCUACAUUAAAAGGAAAACUCUCCAAUUCUGUGGUCUCCAGUUUUCCGAUGCUUGUUUGUGAUGUUAGAAUAGAUUACCGCACGUCCUUCACGUUUGCGUCUUAAUGUUUGACAAGCAAUUCAUUCCUAGGUUGAUUUGAAAUGCUCCAUGGUGUGAGGCACAGUUCAGUUUCGGAAUUUCCGCUUCCGUCGAUCAGCUUUGUUUCCAGUUCCAAUUUCCUCCCUUUGAACAGUAGCGGUGUAAGCGAGAGAGAGCAAGAGAGAGAGAGAGGCAUGGCGUCUCUAGCCAAUAGUCAAUGAAAAAAAUUAAACAAAAAACCCUCCCGGACGCACUUGCCGUUCGGAUUCAAAGAAAAACGUAACACGAUGAACAUUAACGUCCUGCCAGUAUUUAACGUCCAUAACAGAUAGUUGUCUAGUUGCACACGUCGGCGACGACAGCGGCGAUGACAGCGACUGGCGCCUCCCACCUCCCCCGCCGCACAACGAUGGCUGAUGACUGAACGAAGGAAUUGUUUUGCAGAAAGGACGAGGGCGCGAUCGCUAGUAGGACGAAGGUCGGCAAACCUGCUCGCUCGAGCUUCACUUAUGACAUGCUAGAAUAGACAGAACAUACAGCUUGGGGUUCGAGGCCAGAUUUAAUGUUGCUUUUCCCGACCGUCGUUUGCCUUUCGCUAGGUUCCAUUUUGGGUUCACGCUACGCAUCAUUUUGCGCCUCAUUUUUAAACAUGAUUUGCAUCGCUUCGCCAGCGCACUCAUCGUUGAGCUCUACUUUUAACGGACUUGCCAGCACAUCUAAUUAUGUUUCACUUGUAUCCACGUUGCACCGUAUAAUCGGUAUGAUUAUAUAUAAUUACGAACUCAUUAAGACACCUACGUGCGGCAGGAAAGAAUUUGCUUGGGGAUCUUCUUCUUCUUCGAAUCUCCCUAGUUCAGCUACGGAGCUACGGUGUUUGGGGGGCGGCCGUGCAGUGCGGGUAGCGGGUGCGUGCGUGCGCGGGCGCGCGUCAGCAAAGCGUCCAGCCUACCGUGUGUCGCAUGUAAAGUAGAAGAAAGACUAUUUUUUCUAAAGGAAUUUAUAUACAACAGCCCAUCGAAGGGAUGAUUAGAGGGUUUUGAGGGUUAAGAUUUGCUUACCUAGAGGCAGGGAGCGCCGCUUAAGAAGCGCAGCGACGAGGCGCAGUAGAUGACGUAGCACCACUUCUGUUCUUCUGAAGACAGAGCAAGGUCCCAAAGGCAGAGGUGGGUGGGUAGUAGGUUUGGCGCGGUUAGUAUCGCGGGAAAAAUCGCGAAAAAAAUCGCUAAGUAAAUCUAAGUAAGUCGCAAAAUCACUAAAUGGGUCAAUCCGGCCCGUCCGAUGUGUAAGUGUGUAAUUAUGUACUGUAAGACGAAUCCCGUGUUUUGUGUGUGUGUGUGUGCAGAACGAUUGUGACACUCGAAUGAAAGACGAACGAUGAUUGGGCGGCUUACGAGCAUGGAGGA
Molecule: messenger RNA, 4094 nt
Organism: Anopheles darlingi
Lineage: Eukaryota; Metazoa; Arthropoda; Insecta; Diptera; Culicidae
Exons: 5
Coding region: 216-911 (231 amino acids)
Source: RefSeq, a predicted model, not a curated record